AGCAGCCUUAAGCUUUGUAAACACAGAGGAGGCAGCUAUCCCGUUACUGGCAUGCUUGUAGGAACAAAGCGACAACUCUGAAUCCAGCCAAAAACCUGGAACUUUAUGAAAGCGAAGGACUUUUUGUUCAAGUUAUAGCUGGGGUUCUCGAAAGCUGACGGGAAGAACAUUUUGCAACGACGCUGGCGUCGCUGGCAGCAGUGAAAACAAAGAGGGAUCCUGUCAGCUGAGGGGGACACAGACCUACAGGACUGUAGGACACAAAAUUGCUUUAUGACUCUCCCAGACAUUGGAUUAUUCUCUGUAUGGUUCGCCUUGUUGUAAUGGAAGUCCCUCACGGGAUGUCCCACUUUUAAGCGAAGAGAGGGGGGCACUUAGACCCUUUUGGGACAGUCUGAGAGUGAACAAAGGCUCCUUGGAUUGAUUUACACUGCUCCAUUACUUUGUAACAACAUACUGUAGUCUGAGUGGGUGGCAAGAGGAAAUCUUGAUUCCUUUCAGCAUUUUCCCUUUGGCAAAGCAUCAGAACUUUUGGACUUGUAGUCAAGGGGUGUAGGCAAGAAGGGGUACAUUGUCCCCUACACACCCAGUUAUACUUAAGUUUGUCAGGGGAUGAUGGAAAUACCCUUCUAUCAUGAUGAUGUGUUGAAUGUUCAUCAGGCUCCCCAGUACACUUCUGCUUUUGACGCUAUGAUGAAAAAGGAUCUGAACCUUAACCUGAAUGACCAGGUUGUAGCUAAUUUAAAGCCACAUCUCCGUGAUGCGGAUGGCAUACUUACAUCCCCUGAUCUUGGACUACUGAAGUUGGCUUCUCCUGAACUGGAGAGGCUUAUCAUCCAGUCAAAUGGCAUGGUCACCACCACACCUACUACUGGCCAGUUUGUGUACACAAAGGUGGCUAGUGAGGAGCAAGAAUUUGCAGAGGGCUUUGUGAAAGCACUGGAAGAUCUCCAUAAGCAGAACCAAUUGGGGGUUCAACCAAAUAGUUUGGAUAUAAGCUCAGUUCCUGUUGGACCUAGCCUUCAGCCUCCACCAACAUCCGAGUCUCCUAUCUAUGCCAAUCUUAGCAGCUACCCCAGUGGGGCUAUGGGAACCACUGUCAAUUAUAGUACUGAUACUGUGCCAUACCCACCACCUCCAUCAAACAUGAUACAGCAACCAGCACCUCCACCACCCAGAUUGCAGGCUCUGAAAGAUGAGCCACAGAUUGUACCAGAGAUGGCCAGCUUUGGGGAUAGUCCGCCAAUGUCCCCUAUAAAUAUGGACACCCAGGAAAGGAUCAAAGCUGAGAGAAAGAGGCUGAGAAACAGGAUAGCUGCAUCUAAAUGCAGAAAGAGAAAGCUUGAGCGAAUCUCCAGACUAGAGGAAAAAGUGAAGAGCCUUAAGACACAGAACACUGAGUUGGCAUCUACUGCUAACCUGCUGAGGGAACAGGUGGCCCAACUAAAGCAAAAGGUCAUGAGUCAUGUCAACAGUGGCUGCCAGCUUCUGCCCCAACAGGUCCAAGCCUACUAAGCACUAAAUAUUUCCUCUACUAUUCUGACCUAUCCAUUGCUUUACCUUACACCUCUAACAAAUUUAUUCCAAUUUUAAGAAGCUCACUAAGUAUAAUUAGUUGGGACUUUGUCAUUUUUGUAAAGAUUAUUGACUCAAAUGACCAAAGACUGGGGUGGCUAUACUUUCGGAAGCAUCAAACCUCUCCCAUUACUACUGACCAUAACCAAAUAGCAUCAUCUAAUGUAGGGUGACCUUUUAAAAUAAAUGUAAACACAACCAUAGUGGAGGAUCAUGGUGUUGGAAUGAUAUUAGGACUGCAUAUUUCUUGAGACUGAUAGUUUUGAGAUACAGUGUUGCUGCAGAUGUUCUUUUGUUUGUUUUUCUUCAUGUAAACCAUCCUGACUUUGCAUAGUACAGAUUUACAAAUUUACCCCAUAACACAACCUUAAGGAAGAUUGAAGAGGCUUAAGACAACAGUGACUACUAUUAUAUAGAGUGCAUAAUUAGCAUGACUUACAGGAUGUUAUGUGGGUUAAGGUUUUGUUUCUUAGACCCUAAUCAUACUGCUCACUCCAGUGUUCUCUCUUGAGCUGUACAGACAAGUUCAUUCAUGCAGUAAUGCCUAUAUCCAGAACAUGUUUAAGACAAACUUGGUUGGAUGUAAAUGCCAAGUGCAAUCAAUGCUGAUUUAAAUAUAUAUAAACUGCCUUAAAUGUUUACAAUGUUUCAAAAGCAGAGGACAGCAUAGGCGGCAAUAGCCUGCAUUGAAACUACUUAGCUACUGGACAAAUCCACACAUCAGGGAAAUUCCAGUAUAAAGUGUAUGAGUGCACUAUGUCUGCAUCUUCUAGGCCGAGCAAUACUUUGUAUGAUAAUUUAAAUGUAAUAUUUUACAGAACUUUUGGUUGAAGUGUUCAGUUUGCUAUAAUUAAGUUAUGCUGGGAACAAUGUUUUCAAACCGUUUUUUUGUACUACACAUUCCAGUAUAUACAGUACUCCAGUGCUCUUAUAUAUAAUAAAGUAUUGUUAAAAUGAA
Xenopus laevis (African clawed frog) is the source of this 2533-nucleotide messenger RNA. RefSeq names its product jun D proto-oncogene S homeolog (gene jund.S). Lineage: Eukaryota; Metazoa; Chordata; Amphibia; Anura; Pipidae. Gene Ontology annotation, biological process: regulation of cell cycle; regulation of transcription by RNA polymerase II; regulation of DNA-templated transcription. Gene Ontology annotation, cellular component: transcription regulator complex; nucleus. The record is from RefSeq and is marked provisional. Gene Ontology annotation, molecular function: DNA-binding transcription factor activity, RNA polymerase II-specific; DNA-binding transcription factor activity; DNA binding.